Molecule: messenger RNA, 1635 nt
Organism: Grammomys surdaster
Lineage: Eukaryota; Metazoa; Chordata; Mammalia; Rodentia; Muridae
Gene: Zp4
Product: zona pellucida glycoprotein 4
Exons: 12
Coding region: 1-1635 (544 amino acids)
Biological process (GO): binding of sperm to zona pellucida; prevention of polyspermy
Cellular component (GO): egg coat
Molecular function (GO): acrosin binding; structural constituent of egg coat
Source: RefSeq, a predicted model, not a curated record
AUGGCUAGGCAGGUUCUAAGAAGCACUCUGUGGCUUCUGCCAAGCAUCUUACUCUGUUUCCCGUUCUAUCCUCCUUUGAGUGGCCAGCAUGUGACUGAGUUGCCAGGUGUGCUCCACUGUGGGUUACAGAGCUUCCAGUUUACUGUGAACCUCAGCCUGGAGGCAGAGAAUCCUGUGCUAACAGCUUGGGAUAACCAAGGGCUGCCACACAGGCUUAAGAAUGACUCUGACUGUGGUACGUGGGUGAUGGACAGUCCUGAUGGCUUUCUGGUGUUGGAAGCUAACUACAGUGGCUGCUAUGUCACUCUGGAAGGCUCCCAGUACAUCAUGAUGGUUGGCAUGCAAGAGGUAGAUGUAGCUGGAAAUAUGACAGGAACAAGAGAGAAACUGCUUAAGUGCCCUUUGGAUCUUCACAGUAAAGCCCCAAAUGUACCAAGUGCUGAAGUGUGCAGCCAUGUGCCAGUAAAGGAAAGGCUGCCCUGUGCUCUCUCGCCCAUCUCCAGAGGAGGCUGUGAAGAGUUGGGCUGCUGCUAUAGCUCUGAAGAGGAAGAGGCGGGCUCCUGUUACUAUGGAAACACAGUGACCUCCCGUUGCACCAGGGAGGGCCGCUUUUCCAUUGCUGUGUCCAGGAAUGCGACCUCACCACCCCUGCGCUUGGAUUCACUACGCUUGGUCUUCAGGAACAACAGUGGGUGUGAUCCUGUGAUGACAACUUCCACUUUUGUCCUGUUCCAGUUUCCAUUUACUUCCUGUGGGACCACAGGACGGAUCACUGGAGACCAGGCCGUGUAUGAAAAUGAGCUAGUGGCCAUUCGAGAUGUGCAAGCUUGGGGCAGCAGCUCUAUUACCCGAGACAGCAACUUCAGGCUCCAUGUCAGCUGUACUUACUCCAUUCUCAGCAACACAUCCCCAAUUAACAUGCAAGUGCUGGCUCGCCCAGCACCCCUUCCUAAGACCCAGCCUGGACCCCUCUCUCUGGAACUUCAGAUUGCCAAGGAUAAAAACUAUAGCUCUUACUAUGGUGCUGAUGCCUACCCACUGGUAAAAUUUCUCCAGGAUCCUAUUUAUGUGGAGGUCUCCAUCCUUCACAGAACAGACCCCUCCUUGGGACUGCUGCUAGAGCAAUGUUGGGCCACACCUGGCUCUACUCCUUUUCAUCAACCACAAUGGCCAAUCUUGGUGAAGGGAUGCCCAUAUCCUGGAGAUAACUAUCGGACUAAAAGAAUCCCUGUCCAGAAAGCAUCAGGUUCCUUUCCGUCUCAUCACCAGCGCUUCAGCAUCUCUACCUUCAGCUUCAUGAGUGCUGUAAGGGAGAAGCCGGUUUUAGGUGGACAGGUGUUCCUGCACUGCAGUGCAUCUGUCUGCCAGCCUGCUGGGAUGCCAUCCUGCAUGGUAAUCUGUCCUGCUUCCAGGAGAAGAAGACAAUCUGAGCUUUAUUUUGAGAACACCACCAGCAUAUCUAGCAAAGGCCCUGUGAUCUUCCUCCAAGCCACUAAGGACCCUGCAGACAUGCUUCAUAGACACUCAAGCGCCCCCAUGGAUUCUCCUGCUCUGUGGGUAAUGGGACUUUCUGCAACUGUGAUCAUCAUUGGAAUCUUGGUAGUAUCUUACCUGGCCAUCAGAAAACUGAGAUGA